Suillus paluster is the source of this 1173-nucleotide messenger RNA. RefSeq lists its product as uncharacterized. The record is from RefSeq and is a predicted model, not a curated record. Lineage: Eukaryota; Fungi; Basidiomycota; Agaricomycetes; Boletales; Suillaceae. The transcript has 2 exons. Bases 1 to 1173 code for a protein of 390 amino acids.
AUGGAUCGAUCCACAAAAGACCGCCUAGACGAAUUCAAUCAGUAUGUGAUGAACCACAUACCGAUCCACCUUAUACACCUAUCAGACAUGGUGCUUGUUAGUCGUGAGGAUGUGAGGGAGCACUUCAGGGUGCAUUUUCUCCAGUCUUAUCAUCCACCAUUUAAAACUGUCAAGUACGCCACUCUGUCUCAUCGAUGGGGCGAAGGAGAGCCCAGCUAUGAUACAUUUGAAGAGAUGAAGAAGUCCGAGCUUAAAACUCCAGGAUUUGAAAAGCUGAUGAACUUCUGCGAAAAGGCUAGGGAGUAUGAUGUGGAAUUUGCGUGGUUGGACACUUGCUGCAUCGACAAGAGCAGCAGUGCCAAGCUCGACGAGUCGAUUCGCUCCAUGUUCCAGUGGUAUCGCAAGUCGAGAUCUGCAUCGCCCAUCUGGCACAAAGCAAGACAAUGGGCAACAUACCGCACAAUGAAUGGAUGGAGAGAGCACUGGAUACCCAUGACGCGUAAUCAGAAUGACAAACAUCCUGAUACAGAGCGCUCCGGGUGCAUCAUGUUGAGCACUCUGGAAAGCGCCACUGGAAUUCCUCGUCGUGACAUCUGCGACUUCACUCCAGCUGCAUUUUGGGUGAAUGAGCAGAUGCAGUGGGCAGCCAGAUGCAAAACAACAAGGGUCGAGGAUAUGGCCUACUCCCUGAUGGGAAUAUUUAAUGUCAGCCUGCAGAUCGCAUAUGGAGAUGGAGAGCGCGCUUUCGGCAGGCUCAUUGAAGCCGUCAUGCAGGAUGGCGACCCUUCUGUCCUGAACUGGAUGGGCCAGGCUGUGAAUUAUCACAAUUCGUGUGCUAUUCCUCAAUCACCGCAGUGCUUCAUGGGUGGUCGAGGGUUGGAUCUUGGAUCUGGGAGACUGGAUAUGACUAUGACCAGUCUUGGACUGCGAGUCCCUCUUGUAACACUCCCUCUCAAUCACCAUUCGAUAAGGGACAAUGACAAUAAAAUGCAUGUGACAUUGGAAUGCUCGCUGUGUCCAGCCAUCAAGAUUGAUAGUGCUAGUGCCAACGAGAUCUUCAGCAGCCCUGGAACACCGUAUGCAAUUGGGAUCGUCAAUCAUUCCCUCGUCAGUGACGGAACACGCGAAUUUCUAAUGAUCAGGGGCAAGUCAGCUGGCUUCCUCCUCACAUAG